GGAAGUCAAUUAUAUUGUCGACAACGGAGUUUGUUUGUGGGAACAACCAACCUAAGGCAAGGCAAUAUAAUGAAUUAAUGAUAUCAAUUUCGUGGAAGAUGCAGUAAUAUUUCCCCUUUUCAAUACCUAUUGACUUCAGCUUGUGUGUUCAUCAAGAAUAACAAUAAUAAUAUUAGUAUUUGGCAUUUGAUUUGAAUCGAUUAAGAUCUAAGAAGAAGAAUAAGGAUGGUGCUGCCACUGCUGAAGCUGGGAACGCUGGCCGUGAAAACCCUAAGCAAACCCGUGGCGAGCAGACUGAAGCAGCAGGCCGCUCUUCACCCCAGAUUCCGCGAACUCAUCGUUAGAAUGGCUCAGUCUAAUCAUCAAAUCACGACUAAGAUGCAAAGGCGCAUUUACGGCCACGCCACAGACGUUGAGAUUCGCCCCUUGAACGAGGAAAAGGCCGUUCAAGCCGCCGUUGACCUUAUCGGAGAACUCUUCGUCUUCUCGGUUGCAGGAGUUCUCUUGAUCUUUGAGGUACAAAGAAGUGCUAGAUCUGAGGCAAGAAAGGAGGAGCAACGAAAGCAAGAGCUGCAGGACGUGAAGCAAAAAAAUGAAAACUUGGCAGAAGAAGUAGAACUUCUUAAGCAUAGAAUUCAAGAACUGGAACAGAUGGCGAGGGGACGAGGAUUGAUUGGCAUACUAAACUUCAGAAAUGGUAAUACAGAAAUUGGAAAGGCAGAGAAAACUGCUUGAGCUGAUGAAGAGUAGUAUAAUUAUUUAUCAUAUUUUUUAACAUUCAUCUUUGGGAUGAAUGUAAUUCAGGCUUCAUUUCUGAUUUAUGAGGGUCUCUUCAAGAAGAGCCUAUUUUUUACACAUUCAGGCUUCAUUUCUGAUUUAUGAGGGUCUCUUCAAGAAGAGCCUAUUUUUUACACAUUCAUUGGCUUUUAGUUUCAGAUUUCACAUUCUCUUGUAUUAAGGAUAACUCUCAGAUUGAAAUUGUGUUGCCCAAUAUAAUUUGCAGAGAUUGUACAAUGUAAUUCUUAGCGUUUAAGAGGUGACGCUAUCAGCUGAGUAGAAAUGUGUCAUCUCACCCUUUGCCUUCUCAAGUC
Molecule: messenger RNA, 1091 nt
Organism: Glycine soja
Lineage: Eukaryota; Viridiplantae; Streptophyta; Magnoliopsida; Fabales; Fabaceae
Product: OPA3-like protein
Exons: 4
Coding region: 226-735 (169 amino acids)
Biological process (GO): regulation of lipid metabolic process
Cellular component (GO): mitochondrion
Source: RefSeq, a predicted model, not a curated record